AUGGCCAUGCCGUUCGCGCGCCGCGACAUCGAGGCGGCGGGCGCCGGCGCCGGCCCCGGCAGCGACGACUCUCCUGCCGCUAAGAAGGGCAAGCCGGAGCUCGCACGGGCGCGCCCGGCUUUGACGAGGUCCGAGGCGUUCGCGUUCGCGGCCGUGCUCGCGCUCUUCACCGCCGGGAUCUUCUGCGUCUUCCUUACCGCCCCACGCGGCGAGUUCGGGCAGAUCCUCCGCCUCCCGCGCAGCCUCGCCGACGUCCGCCUGCUCAAAGACAAUCUUGCUGUUUACGCGAGAGAUUAUCAAACAAAUUUUAUGUUGGGUUAUUGCUCAAUAUACAUCUUCAUGCAAACAUUCAUGAUCCCUGGGACAAUAUUCAUGUCAUUACUUGCUGGGGCUCUUUUUGGAGUGAUUAAAGGUGGCAUUUUGGUAGUUUUCACUGCCACAGCCGGUGGAUCGUCCUGCUAUUUUGUCUCCAAGCUGAUUGGCAGACCUUUGGUUAGUUGGUUGUGGCCUGAAAAACUGAGAUAUUUCCAGUCAGAGAUUGCUAAGAGGAGAGAAAAGCUAUUGAAUUAUAUGCUUUUUCUGAGAAUAACUCCAACUUUGCCCAAUACAUUCAUAAAUAUGGCGUCACCGAUUGUUGACAUACCUUUCCAUAUUUUCUUCGCUGCAACACUAGUUGGUCUUAUUCCAGCAUCUUAUAUUACUGUAAAGGCUGGUAGAGCCCUAGGCGAUCUGAAGUCAGUUAGAGAGUUGUAUGACUUCAAGACAUUAGUGGUUCUGUUCCUUAUUGGAUCUGUUGCUGUCGUUCCAACAAUCCUGAAAAGGAAGAGAACAUACGAAUGA
Miscanthus lutarioriparius is the source of this 840-nucleotide messenger RNA. NCBI's taxonomy places the organism in Eukaryota, Viridiplantae, Streptophyta, Magnoliopsida, Poales, Poaceae. The record is from the annotation of a GenBank genome assembly.